CCCUGUCAGCGUCCUAAACCUGUUUCUCCUUCAAAAUAUUGUUUUUCACUUGUUCCCAGGUCAAAACCUUUAUAAACCAUAGUUACUGAUUACUCUUUUCUGAUAAUUGCAGUAAAAUCCAUCGGGAAGUGAUUGAACUGAACGUGUUCACCAGCGCAGUCACAUUGAAACUGAAAGUGGUUUGAAACAGGAAGUGCUGAGUGUGAACAUGGCUUCCAGACAGCAGCUCCUGAGACUGACCGAGGAGGUAAUUUGUCCCAUUUGUCUGGAUUUCUUCACUGACCCGGUUAUACUGGAUUGUGGACACAACUUCUGCCGCUCCUGUAUCACCCAGAGUUGGGAAAAAAAGGAGAUAAACUCCUGCCCGCAAUGUAGAGAGGUGUUUCCGGAAAGAAACCUCAGGGUAAAUCGGGCCUUAGCGAAUCUGGCCGAGGAGGCUCGAAAAUUAAAGCUGGAUCCGAAAGAGAAGGAAAGUAAACCUCACUGUGAGAAACAUCAGGAAGAUCUGAAGCUGUUUUGUGAAACUGACAGGAAAUUGAUCUGUCUGAUUUGUCGAGAUUCGCGGGAACACAGAGAGCACCGCUUCCUGCCGAUCGAUGAGGCUGUUGAAAUCUACAAGGAUAAGCUGAAAUCUGCCUUAGAUUCACUCAGAGAGAAGAAAUCGGCUGUUCUACAAACUGAACUGACCCAGAAACGGAAGAUUUCCGAAGUGAGGGAACAGGCGAGCAGUCUGCAGACCCACAUCACAUCCGAGUUCACUAAAAUGCACCAGAUUCUCACUGAGAAAGAGCAGCGUUUACUCAGAGAUCUCAGGGAAGAAGAGGAGAGGAUUGUAGAACCAAUGGAGAAAACCCUUCGAGAGAUUCAGGAGAAUUUAAAUUCCAUUGAGGAGGAACUCUCAAAGUUGCAGAAACAGAUGGAGCAAAAAGACGAGCUGAUAUUUCUGAAGGAGGAAGCUGGUCGGAAGAGAAGGAGAAGUAAUGAGACAAAGACACUCUCAGCUGCUGAUGGCUCUCUGUCUCUCGGACAGUUCACUGGCCCUUUACACUACACAGUCUGGAGAGAAAUGUUGCACACUAUUAACCCAGCUCCAGCCUCUCUGACUCUGGAUCCUAACACAGCACAUCCCCGGCUCAUCCUGUCUGAGGACCGGACCAGUGUGAGACUCGGAGACAAACGGCAGCCGCUCUCUGACUCCCCGGAGAGAAUUGAUUCCUGGGAAUGUGUCCUGGGAUCAGAGGGAUUCACAUCAGGGAGACAUUACUGGGAGGUAGAGGUGGGGGAGAAGACUGAGUGGUAUCUGGGAGUGGCCCGAGAGUCUGUGGAGAGGAAAGGGGGAAUCACCCCGAGCCCGGAGAUUGGAUUCUGGAUUGUGUGGCUGGUAUCCGGAUGUGGUUAUUUUGCCGCCACCUCCCCCUAUUAUACCCUCCUCUCCCCGAGUGUGAAUCCCCGGAAAAUUGGGAUUUUCCUGGACUAUAAGGGUGGACAGUUAUCAUUUUACAAUGCGGACACCAUGUCCCAUCUCCAUACUUUCACCCACACUUUCACUGAGAGGCUUUUUCCCUUCUUCAAUCCGGGAGGGAAUGAUGAUGGGAAAAACUCCGCUCCGCUGAAAAUCUGCGGAUUAAAGGGCAAUGACAGAUCUAUAGAACAUAGAAAGAAACAGCGAAGUACAGGCCCUUCAGCCCUCGAUGUUGCACCGAUCCAAGCCCACCUAACCUGCACUAGCCCACUUUCCUCCAUAUGCCUAUCCAAUGCCCAUUUAAAUGCCGAUAAAGAGGGAGAGUCCACCACUGUUACUGGCAGGGCAUUCCAUGAACUCACUACUUGCUGAGUAAAGAAUCUACCCCUAACAUCUGUCCUAUAUCUACCACCCCUUAAUUUAAAGCUAUGCCCCCUCAUAAUAGCUGACUCCAUACAUGGAAAAGGUUCUCAUGGUCAACCCGAUCUAAACCCCUAAUCAUCUUGUACACCUCUAUCAAGUCACCCCUAAACCUUCUUUUCUCAAAUGAAAACAGCCCCAAGUGCCUCAGCCUUUCCUCAUAUGAUCUUCCUACCAUACCAGGCAACAUCCUGGUAAACCUCCUCUGCACCCGUUCCAGUGCCUUCCAUCCUUCCUAUAGUAUGGCGACCAAAACUGCACACAAUACUCCAGAUACGGCCGCACCAGAGUCUUAUACAACUGCAACAUGACCACAGGACUCCGGAACUCAAUUCCCCUACCAAUAAAAGCUAGUAAGCCAUAUGCCUUCUUCACAGCACUAUUUACCUGGGUGGCAACUUGCAGAGGUCUUUGUACAUGGACACCAAGAUCCCUCUGCUAAUCCACACUACCAAGUAUCCGACCAUUAGCCCAGUACUCCAUCUUCUUGUUUCUCUUACCAAAGUGAAUCACAUCACACUUAGCGACAUUGAACUCCAUUUGCCACCUUUCUGCCCAGCUCUGCAGCUUAUCUAUAUCCCGCUGUAACCUGCCACGUCCUUCCUCACUGUCAACAACUCCACCGACUUUAGUAUCCUCCGCAAACUUGCUCACCCAAUCUUCUAGCCCCUCCUCCAGGUCACUUAUAAAAGUGACAAACAGCAAUGGUCCCAAAACAGAUCCUUGCGGAACACCGCUGUUAACUGCACUCCAAGGUGAACCUUUACCAUCAACUACGAUCCUCUGUCUUCUUCCAGCCAGCCAAUUCCUAAUCCAAACUCCAACUCCCCCUCAAUGCCAUACCUCCGUAUUUUUUGCAGUAGUCUACCAUGGGGAACCUUGUCAAACGCCUUACUAAAAUCCAUAUACACCAUAUCUACUGCUUUACCCUCGUCCACCUCCUUAGUCACCUUCUCAAAGAAUUCAAUAAGGUUUGUGAGUCACGACCGGCCCUUCACAAAACCAUGCUGACUGUCCUUGAUCACAUUAUUCCUAACCAGAUGUUCAUGAAUCCUAUCCCUUACAAUUCUCUCUAAGACUUUGCCCACAACAGAGGUAAGACUCACCAGCCUAUAGUUACUAGAGUUAUCCCUACUCCCCUUCUUGAACAAGGGAACCACAUUUUCUGUCCUUCAGUCUUCUGGCACUAUUCCAGUAGACAACGAGGACAUAAAAAUCAAGGCUAAUGGCUCUGCAAUCUCCUCCCUUGCUUUCCAGAGCAUCCUAGGAUAAAUGCCAUCAGGCCCAGGAGACUUACCUACAUUCACCCUUUCCAGAAUUUCCAAAACCUCUUCCCUACAUAUCUCAGAGCCACCCAGUCUAAUUAAUUGUGACUCAAUAUUCACAUCGGCAACAAUGUCCUGUUCCUGAGUGAAUACUGACGAAAAGUAUUCAUUCAGUGUCUCCCCAAUUUCUUCAGCCUCCACACGCAACUUCCCACUACUAUCCAUGACGAGACCUAUUCCUACCCUAGUCAUCCUUUUAUUCCUGACAUACCUAUCGAGAGCCUUUGGGUUGUCCCUAAUCCUAUCAACCAAGGACUUUUCAUGUCCCCUCCUUGCUGCUCUUAGCUCUCUCUUGAGAUCCUUCCUGACUACCUUAUAACUCUCAAUCACCCCAAUUGAACCUUCACGCCUCAUCUUUACAUAGGCCGCCCACUUCCCUUUAACAAGGGAUUCCAAUUCCUUUUUAAACCACGGCUCCCUCACACAACUCUUUCCUCGCUGCCUGACAGGUACAUACUCAUCAAGGACACUCAGUAGUUGUUCCUUGAACAAGCUCCACAUAUUGAUUGCACCCUUCCCUUGAAGCCUACUUUUCCAAGCCACGCAUCCUAAGUCAUGACUCACCGCAUCAUAAUUUCCCUGACCCCAGCUAUAACUCUUGCCCUGUAGAGCACACUUAUCCCUCUCCAUCACUGGAGUAAAAGUCACCGAAUUGUGGUCACUGUUCCCAAAGUGCUCACCUACCUCCAAUUCUAACACCUGGCCUGGUUCGUUACCCAGAACCAAAUCCAGUAUGGCCUCACCUUUUGUUGGCCUGUCUAUUGUUUCAGGAAGCCCUCCUGCACACAUUGGACAAACACCGACCCAUCUAACGUACUCGAGCUAUAGCUUUCCCAGUCAAUAUCUGGAAAGUUAAAGUCCCCCAUAACAACCAUCCUAUUACUUUCACUCUUCUCCUGAAUCAUCCUCACAGUACUUUCUUCUAUGUCUCUCGGACUAUUAGGAGGCCUGUAGAAAACUCCUAACAGGGUGGCCUCACCUUUCCUAUUUCUAAGCUCAGGCCAAACUACCUCAGAUGGCGAGUCUUCAUCCAUCGUCCUUUCCACUGCUGUAAUACUAUCUUUGACAAGCAAUGCCACACCUCCCCCUCUUUUACACCUACCUGUGACCCUACUAAAACAUUUAAACCCUGGAACCUGCAACAACCAAUCUUGUCCCUGUUCUACCCAUGUCUCCGUUAUAGCCAGAACAUUGAACUCCCAAGUACCAACACACGCUGCAAGUUCACCUACCUUGCACGUCCAUCCCAUAAUUUCACCCCAUCCCCUGCCUCCUGCCAGCUGUAAACUGAUGGGGGACGGUCUCAGUUUGGGGGAAAGAAGGAGGAGGAGAGAAGAAACAAAUAGAAGCUCAAUUGUGAAGAGGGACUGACUGGGUAGAAUGAGGUGUGAGCUGCAGGAACCCGGGGACCUUCCUGCCUGUAAUGUUGCUCCACAGGCGGGAGGUGGCGCUCCAUGACGGUGAUGGAGAUGAAUCAAUCAGUGGGCCUCAGUCUGGGCUCAGGGGAGUCUUUCCAGGGGGUGCACCAAAUCGUUUCCCUGCAGGGUCAGUGGAGUGUUUCCGGGGGGAAAUUUAAAUCAUUUCACUGCAGAGUCGGUAUGGUCUUUGUGGGGGGACUGGGCUCAAUCAAAAUAAACAUUUCAGAAUGAUCUUCUUUAGACUUCCAUCAUGAGUCAGUAAUGUACAUGAUUUAGUAACAUAGCGAGACUGGUUUUGUUUUGUUUUCAGUUUGUAACUGUUGUCCAGAAUUUUGCUGCUCUUUCAUAAAUUUGGAAAAUUUGAAAACCUCAGAUUUGAAAGGGAUGGGUGAACUGAUCAUUUAUGUCAUAAUCAGAUAAUAUUUAACCCUGUUUGAAAGCAUUCCGCUGGUACAAACUGCAAUGUAGUUGGAAUUACAGUUAUCACUUGUCCCUGAGUUAUUAUCUAUCAUCAUUAUCUGCACUGAGAGAAUCCUUACGUCAGCCCAAGGAAAAUGCAUGUUUGAUAAAAAUCAUUAAUUACUCUCGCACUCUGUGCGCAGAACCAAUUCAGAUUUUUGCAAUGUUUGCAUUUAUGUCAUUAUAAUUUAUAUUG
This is a messenger RNA of Hemiscyllium ocellatum (epaulette shark), 5280 nucleotides long. RefSeq names its product zinc-binding protein A33-like. The coding region runs from base 209 to 1834 and encodes 541 amino acids. The transcript has 6 exons. Gene Ontology annotation, molecular function: ubiquitin-protein transferase activity; zinc ion binding; protein binding. Gene Ontology annotation, biological process: protein ubiquitination. The record is from RefSeq and is a predicted model, not a curated record. Lineage: Eukaryota; Metazoa; Chordata; Chondrichthyes; Orectolobiformes; Hemiscylliidae.